This is a messenger RNA of Heterobasidion irregulare TC 32-1, 2624 nucleotides long. RefSeq lists its product as uncharacterized. The transcript is spliced from 8 exons. Gene Ontology annotation, molecular function: GTPase activator activity. NCBI's taxonomy places the organism in Eukaryota, Fungi, Basidiomycota, Agaricomycetes, Russulales, Bondarzewiaceae. The record is from RefSeq and is a predicted model, not a curated record. Bases 66 to 2561 code for a protein of 831 amino acids. Gene Ontology annotation, biological process: activation of GTPase activity.
CUUGUCUUGUAUUACUCUGUGAAACUAUCUAAAGAGCAGCACGCACAAUACCUGCGACCUAAAAUAUGGCCGCCAAUGAACGGCGCACGCGCCCUUCUGUAGAUGAGAUCAAGCUUGCGUAUGAUCACUUGUUUAGCCCGGGCCUAUGUCUGUCGAAGGUCAAGGAUGCGGCACUUGGUGGGAGGCUUUUCGAGUCACCGGAAGGAUCUCCUGGCGUCCCAGGAAGGAGUUUGGCAUGGAAAGUAUUUUUGACAUCACUUGAACCACUGCAGCGACCGCCCGAACUGCCGUUGGCGCCCAGCGCGUACCUUGAACCGAUGCGUGCUUUGAGGACCGAUUUCACACGAUUACUACUCGCGAAGAUGAGGGCACCAGAUGGGAGCUAUGAAGACGGGUUCAUUGUCCCUGGGACGAACUCGCCACCACAGAGACCAAACAGGGCUGCAAGUAACCUAGAGCAGAACAAUCCUCUCAGCUUGCACGAUGAGAACCCGUGGAAAGAGUGGUUCUCUGCAGUCGAGCUUCGCAAGACAAUCUCACAAGACGUUGAACGGACUUUCCCUGAUAUUGAAUAUUUUCGCUCCCCCGUUGUUCAAUCGCAGCUUAUCAAUAUUUUAUUCCUCUACUCUGUGAUGAACCCCGCAGUCGGGUACCGCCAAGGCAUGCACGAACUAUUGGCACCAUUGUACUACGCUGUAGAUUACGACUCUGUUCCGGAGGCUGAUGGAUCGUCUUCAACCAUUACCGACGAUUUUACGGAAAUGUGCUCACGGAGAUGGGUUGCGGCAGACUCGUGGUCGCUUUUCCAAGCCGUGAUGCGCGGCGUCGGGCGGUGGUACGAGUGGAGGGAGCCGCAAUACGAAGUACCGAUGAUUGGGUCAGUUCCGGGACACGUCCAGCUAAACGUGCCAGACGGUCAAGUUCAGAUCCAGCCGUAUGUUUCCCCGAUUUUGUUGGCCUGCAAUCGAAUACAGAAGGAGCAUCUGAAGAGUGUCGACCCAGCGCUUUGGGAGCGCAUGCAGAGCGCAGGCAUCGAGCCGCAGAUCUAUGGCAUCCGCUGGUUGCGACUCAUGUUCACACGGGAGUUCAAUAUGCACGAUUCUAUGAUUCUUUGGGACGGUCUUUUUGCUGUUGAUCCCUCGUUUGAGCUUGCGCCGUGGAUCUGCGUAGCCAUGCUCUUACGCAUACGAAAUCGACUUAUACCAUCUGAUUAUAGCACUCAACUAACCUACCUCCUCCGGUACCCUACUCCUCCUACCACAUCCCCAACUAUGCCCCAUCAUGCGACCUUGCUUCUGCGCCAGGCACUUACCCUCCAGAUGUCCCCUACUCCCGCUACAGGCGCCGCAAUUGUCUUCGAAAACCGCAAUCUCCUUGGAAUCCCCACUGAAGUUUCGGAUCCCCCAGAACCCCGAGUUCGUCGAGCAGGUAGACCCGGAGAAACACAGAGGCGACGGACAAGCGUCUCUGGAAGCGAUCUGCCCAACGGCGGGCCAGGGAGGAAUGGACAUGCAAGACAGGCAUCGGCCGCGAGCCUGCAGUUUGCAAACCUGGGGAUGCUUAAGCAGGGACUGAUGGACCGGGGAGAAGCAUUAGGGCUAAACCAGACGAUCUUGAACGCUGUCUCCGAAAUCAAGAAAAACCUUCCUGAUUUAGCGGCAAAUUUAGUUCGUACUCCUGCAUCGCAGUCUGCUUCGUAUACUGCAUACCCUCUUGUCGACGAACGGCCACCUGAAGAAAGACCUCCGUGGGAGCCCCGAACCCGUUUCGAAAUGGAGAAAGAUGUUGCUGAUAUGAAAGCCCUGCAAAAACGCCUUGGAGAAUCUGUUGGGUGGAUUGUAGACACGCUUUUGCUCGACGAAGGUGAGAAUGCCGCUGAGGAUCAGGCUAAGAAAAUCCGGGCGCGAAAGCGGGAAGCCUUGGAGUCGUUGGCAUAUGUGCGCGAUGUUCUACGUGGGAGCGUGACAGAUAUCGAGGAGGAGCGUUUAGUCGGCGAAGAGGAAAUCAAAAGGAGGAAGGAGAGGCUGGAAAAGGAGAAAGAUAGGGCACCGACGAGAGCUCUGGAAACAGGCCAUUCUUCCCAGACUUCUCAGGUUCACAGUAUCAUCCAUCCUCCGCUGCCCUCACAUUCACAGCCAGCUGCACCACUACCUGCCUCCGUCAAUGAACCACGUUCAAGGACGAUGACAUCUCGAAGUUCUCAACACGCAUUCGCACCUCUUAAUCCGCAUACAACAACAUCCUCCACUUUCAACUCUCCCAGGUUUGACAACGCGCAGCCAACAGGUUUAAUCACACCCUGGUCGUCGACGGCUUUAGCCAACUCUUCCGGAGCAGCUUCAAAUGUCGGUGCGCCUCGUGCGCCAUGGAAUUACACACGAUCAGGUUUCUCUGGGACGACGCCGUCAUUCACACCACCGUCUCUUGCGCCUCCACCACGAGCAUCCGUCAUUCGAGUUCCUCCACUGCCAAUAGCCUUGUACAAGCCGCAUCCACCCCCGCCCGGACAGUCGCCGAAUAAGGCGCAGGUACAUGACGAUCCAUUGGGUGUGCUACGAUAAACGGCGAGGAUGUGAUCCUGAUGUGCUGCACUUACCACAUUUAAUUGAUUGUGCGCUUGAUGU